Penicillium nucicola is the source of this 1602-nucleotide messenger RNA. RefSeq lists its product as uncharacterized. Lineage: Eukaryota; Fungi; Ascomycota; Eurotiomycetes; Eurotiales; Aspergillaceae. Bases 1 to 1602 code for a protein of 533 amino acids. The transcript has 4 exons. The record is from RefSeq and is a predicted model, not a curated record.
AUGACUUCCAUCCCAAGCAUCAAGAUGCUCCUCUUGAUGGUCAUUCCCAUGGUCUCCAUGGUUAUGGCUGUUGCUCCAACUGAGGACUGCAGCACCAUCGUCAAGGUGCUCCUCCAGAACUCCAAGACUGGUGAAUCUCGUGUCCUUGGUAACGCCAAUGCUCUUCCCGCUCCUGUUUCCAACCUGUUCGGCCGCGCUGUUCGCCCUGACGAUGGCUGGUUCACAAUCACCACAACUGAGACGUCUUGCUCUUCUCGCGUUCCCCUGGCCACAGCUUCCACCACUAAGGAUCCUGUCGUCGUGCCUAUUGUCAGCACUCCUCCAGUGAUUUCGCACACUAGCACAAUCACUACCUCUUACACUGUCCCCACCACUUCCAUGGCUGUCUCUACUUCCGCGUCUGCUCUCACGGCAGUCAUUACAACUAAGGUGUCGACUGUGUCCUCGGAGUCUACUGCUUCCCGGGUUACUGCCACUACCACGAAGGUUACCACUCAGUCUGGUGCUCCUAUGUCUAGCAGCUUGGCGCCUGUCACUGCCACAGGAUCUAGCGGCUCUGCCAAGUCUGUGACUUCGUCCCCUUCUAGCUCCGCCGAGACAGCUUCUACUUCUGGUUCCAGCACCAACGUCGCCUCUACGGUGACUAGCAAGGUCACUGGCGUUCCUCCUGCUGCUCCUCCAGCUUUGGUGACCACUGAGACCAUUUACACUAUCACUGUGCCUUGCAGUCAUACUGAAAAGUGCAGAAGUACCAAGGUUUACUCCACCAGUACUUUGGUUCUAUCUAACCCCACUGGCACUCAUGUCACUGCUCCAGCUUCUGGCAAGCUCACUGGCAUACCUGUUUCCGGUUCCACUGUGACUGGAAAGACCACCGAUUUUGUCACUGAGCCAUGCCCUACCGACACUGAGCGGGCUUCUUCCACCGCCAUUGUCGUCCCCGUUCCUGAGUUCACGAAUGUUGCUCCUGUUCCUACCCCUGUGACUACGGAGGUCAUUUUUACCAUCACAGUCCCUUGCAGUCACACAGAGAAAUGCCGCAGCACUGAAGUCUACUCCACUAGCACCUUGGUUUUCUCAAACCCUACUGGCGCUCAAGCCACUGCCCCCUCUGCUCCCACUGCUCCUGGUGUGGCUACAGUUCCAGCCUUUGUGACUUCCAAAUUGCCCUCUGUUCCGGCCACUGUUCCUCAGCCCGAGAUGUCCGCACCUGGUACUACCAAGGUGACCAUUCCCGUCCCCGAGACCCCGCCCCAGAUCAAGGUCUCUGAGUCGGUUUCGGAGACUACCGUGAUAAACAAGUCCGGCUCUGCUCAAACCACAUUGGCCACUGUUCCUCACCCCGGCUCUGCUCAUACCACAUUGGUAACCGUUCCUCAGCCCGCUGUUUCCAAGGGCUCUCAGGUUCCUCCCAAUGCCUUUCGUACCGGAGAGACUCAGAUCGCAGUCCCCACUGCCCCUCAUCCUGCCUCAAGCAAGACACUGGCUCCUUCGGCCCCUGUCUUCAAUGGUGCUAGUGUUGAUGGGCUCGUGAAUGGCCGUCUUCUCGGCGUAAGCAUCUUCGUCGUGCUCGCUAAUGCUGCUCACUUUGUGAUUCUGUGA